CAUGGCGCUCGGCCGUGCUGCUCUGCUGCUCUCCGCUCCUCGUGGCAGUUCGAACCGAAUUGUGAUACCGAGACUUAGUUUAGCUUGCGUUUACCUCUCGUCUCUCGCGGGUCAGUUAGGCUCGCGCUUUCGAGCCGCCAGCACCGGCUGUGUUUUUCUCCUUCUCUCCCUCUUUCUCUCUCUCUCUUUCUCUCUCUUCCCGGUGAUCCUUCCCGAUCGCGAUCGAUCGGUGGCGAUUCAUUGAUACAUCUUCGGCCGCCUCCUUUUCGCGCAUUUUUUUUCGACUUCUUCGGUCUUUCUUCUUUGGUGCGGAUCGUUCCCGACCGCGCGAGGCACAUGCGAACCGACGUUCGUCGAAGAAGAUAGUCCUCGGACCAGACUGAAUCUCGCCCGUUUUCGAGAUGUGGACCGCACACUGCCAGAAUUUAGUGUUCAUCGCCUUAGUGUUCCUGCCCUCUAUUGCGAGAGGUAUACCUGACUACUCCGGACUGCCACCGGGACCGUACUGCGCCUCAAGGUAUCGCGCCGGCAGUUGCUGCGCAGGACGAAAGGACGAGUGUAGCGCGCCGGUACAUUACAUCACCAAGACUUAUUGCUACUGCGACGACUUCUGCGAUCGGGUUCGCGAAGAGGAUUGCUGCCCGGAUUACUGGCGUCAUUGCAAAAAUAUCACGAUUACCACGGAUCCGCCGGCGACGUUCAGAAGAUGUUUCUUCCAGGGGAGAGAGUACAAUCACGGACAAACGCUAAAAGUCAAUUGCAAAAUGUGCAAAUGUUCCUCGCUCAACGAACGCGCCGAAGUGCUCUGCGAGGAGAACCGAUGUCUGAUUGAACCGGAAUUAAUAGAAGAGGUCAACUUGCAAGGAUCCACUUUAGGAUGGCAGCCGGGCAAUUACUCGGAAUUCUGGGGAAGGACGCUUCGAGACGGCGUGCAGCUUCGUUUGGGUACUCUGAAUCCGUCUCAGUCCGUUUAUAAAAUGAAUCCAGUGCGACGUAUCUACGAUCCGGACGCGCUCCCACGGGAAUUCGAUUCUAGGACACGUUGGCCGCGCGAUGUAUCGCCCAUUCACGAUCAGGGAUGGUGCGGCGCGUCUUGGGCUGUGUCCACGGCCGACGUCGCGUCCGACAGAUUUGCGAUCAUGAGCAAAGGCACCGAAGACGUCGAUCUGAGCGCGCAGCAUCUAUUGUCCUGCAACAACAGAGGACAACAAGGCUGCAGAGGCGGAUAUCUCGACCGCGCCUGGCUCUACAUGAGGAAAUUCGGACUGGUCGACGAGGAGUGCUAUCCUUGGACCGGCAGGAACGAUCAGUGCAAACUACACAAGAGGAGCGAUCUGAGAGGAGCCGGUUGUCGAAACCCGCCGAAUCCGCUGAGAACGGAGCUGUACAAGGUCGGGCCGGCCUAUCGACUGGGCAACGAGACCGACAUUAUGCAGGAGAUCUUGACUUCUGGCCCCGUGCAAGCCACCAUGAGAGUCUACCAGGACUUCUUCGUUUACAAGAGCGGAGUGUACAAGCACUCGCGGAGUGCGGAGUUGUACGAUUCAGGCUAUCACUCGGUGAGAAUACUCGGCUGGGGCGAAGAGCCGUCUUAUCGCGGUCCACCGCUAAAGUACUGGCUGGUCGCGAACUCCUGGGGCUACGACUGGGGACAGAACGGACUCUUUAAGAUCUUGAAGGGUAGCAACGAGUGCGAGAUCGAGUCGUUCGUGCUGGCGGUCUGGGCGAAGACAUUAUAAGAAACAAGGAGGGAUUACUAAAAAACAACAAAAAAAAAAAGAAAACAAACAGAAGCAAUACUAGUAUAUAUAUCCGAUUGU
Molecule: messenger RNA, 1820 nt
Organism: Pseudomyrmex gracilis
Lineage: Eukaryota; Metazoa; Arthropoda; Insecta; Hymenoptera; Formicidae
Exons: 8
Coding region: 402-1739 (445 amino acids)
Biological process (GO): proteolysis
Cellular component (GO): lysosome
Molecular function (GO): cysteine-type peptidase activity
Source: RefSeq, a predicted model, not a curated record